UAUACUGACGGUGCGCGCGCUUCGGGUGGACACGGGCGUCCAUGCGAUGCUGAAGCUGGACCCUGGGAGGGAGCUUCUCAACCGCGUGGAGCUGCUACGGCGAGCACGGGCAGCCCUAAAGGGUGGCGAUGACCUUAGCCUGGUGAGCGCCACCGGCUUCCUGGAGGCGACGGACGUGGUGGUGUGGCACGACGACCUGGUCCGGCAGCUGGUCAAGAUCGAGCACGACCUGCCCACCGCCUACCUGCACCCCAGCGGCAGCGGGCUGCUGUGCUCGCCCCGCUGCCGCCUGCCCGCCGGCAUGACGGACUCGCCGCCGUCCGCUCGUCCGGCCACACUCUGGGAAAGGAUCUUCUCCGGAAAAUAUUUUGUUACCGGAAAAGGGCAAAACUUUACCGGAAGCCCGCCUGACCUAUCAGAAGCGGUGCUGCUGCAGCUGCAGGCGGAGAUGGCGUGUGAGGUGCCUGAGUUUGACUCCCCCACGCUGGUGCUGGCGGCAAAGGACGUGAACCACACGCGGCGGCUGAAGCUGCAGGUCAAGACCCUGACCGGCAAGACCUUCGCGUUGGAGGAUCUCCGACCGACGAGCACUGUUGAGAUGGUCAAGGCUUGGAUUUACAUCAAGGAGGGCCUCCCGCCGGACCAGCAGCGCCUCAUCUCCGCCGGCAAGCAGCUGGAGGACGGCCGCACCCUGGCUGACUACAACAUACUGGAGGGGUCCACGCUGUCCGUGGUGCUGCGCCUGCGCGGCGGCAUGUUCCACGAGAGCAGCGGCCGCGUGGGCUACAAGGCACUGGGCGGACCGCCGCUCCCGGGCCGCAACAACGCACUGUCGCCGCGUCAGGGGCUCAAGCUGCGGGUGCGGCUGUGCGGCGGCAGCGGUGGAGAUGCAUGCGGGGCCGAGGGCCAGGCAGGCGUGCGGACGCUGCUGCUCGAAUGCGGAAAGGAGCCGAGCGUGCAGGAACUGAUGCGCCGCGCCCGCGAGGGGGGUGAGCUGAAGCUGCGGGUGCGGCUGUGCGGCGGCGGGCGCGAGGCAGGCGAGGCAGAGGGCCAGGCGGACGUGCGGGCGUUGCUGCUCAAGCGCGGAAAGACGCUCAGCGUGCAGGAGCUGGUGCGCCGCGCUCGCGAGGGGAUGAGCUGAAGCAGUGGGAGCAGGAGCAGGAGCAGCGGCGGCUGAAGCAGCAGCGGGAGGAGCUGAAGCAGGAAAAGGGGCAGCAGCGGCAGCAGCGGCAGCAAGAGCAGGAGCAGACGCAAGGGGCGGCGGGCCAGGAACCGGGGCUUGACUCGGCUGCAGAGGUGCGGAAGAGCACACGCCGCCAGCAGCAGGGUCAGCCCGCGGACGCAGGCGGCGCGACGGGCGUAAGUGAUGACGGCAAGCGGCACAGCAAGCGGCUGCGCAGGGCGGGCCUAGAGGGCGCAGCCGGGUGGCAGGCGCCACAUGCCUCAAAGCCUGGAGGUUAUUGCUGCGCGUGGUUUUGGGGCCUUUGGGCACAAAAUAAAUGGGAAAGAGACACGAGUUGGGAUUGCCGUGUACCAACGGUGAUAAGCCGUAUUGAGCUGUCAUGUUGCGACUGUGACGUUGUGUAUCAGCGGCUGUGACAUACAGUGUUUGCGUGUGUCUCAGGGCCUAGGUGCACUGACCUGCCACGGAGGAGCUUUGUGGCUUUGUGCACGUGAACUGCUGGGAAGUCGGCUUUUUCGAAAGAUCCUUGCAUGUUAAGGUUAAUAAAAGCAUAUGGUCAUUUGGCAGGAUAGCAGCCGCAGGAUGGCUUUGUUAGGACGCUCUUGUUGGAGAUGGCCAGCAGGCAAGGCAUGGUGCCAGGCAAUGGGCGCCGAGGGUGUGAUGGCACGAGUAGGAUGUGGUGGAAAGCAGGGCAUGGCUGCUCGUUGUAAGGAAUCGUAUCG
Molecule: messenger RNA, 1905 nt
Organism: Chlamydomonas reinhardtii
Lineage: Eukaryota; Viridiplantae; Chlorophyta; Chlorophyceae; Chlamydomonadales; Chlamydomonadaceae
Exons: 6
Coding region: 47-1141 (364 amino acids)
Biological process (GO): protein ubiquitination; modification-dependent protein catabolic process
Cellular component (GO): cytoplasm; nucleus
Molecular function (GO): protein tag activity; ubiquitin protein ligase binding
Source: RefSeq, a predicted model, not a curated record